Colletotrichum paranaense is the source of this 2157-nucleotide messenger RNA. RefSeq lists its product as uncharacterized. Bases 1 to 2157 code for a protein of 718 amino acids. The record is from RefSeq and is a predicted model, not a curated record. Lineage: Eukaryota; Fungi; Ascomycota; Sordariomycetes; Glomerellales; Glomerellaceae. The transcript is spliced from 2 exons.
AUGGAUACGGAACAGUACGCCUCCGCGUCCGCCCCGACAAAUCUACGAUGGCUGUGCAGAGCUCCGUACGUUGAGAAUUACAAGCUGCCCGGCCGAAGAGCCUCAUCGGAGGUCCUCGUCGGGGCCUUUCGCCUCGUAGACGCUCUCAGCCAACAGCCUGAAAGCAUUUCGUUUCGUUUCCAACCACCUUUGUCGAUGAGUUUGCUACUGAGGUUCUCAAGUGGCUUGAUCGUCAAUUCAGACACUGUAGCCAACCGAUUGUCAACCGUCGGGGGUAACAGUUUGGGCCAGUCAUCGGGCCCGUGUACGGUCGUCGACGUUUGUUCCACCGCUACAGACGCCCUGGGAGGCUGCCCGACUUUCUUUGAUUCGCUCUUUAGUUCUCUCUCGUCACAACUAAAUCAUUCCCACGUUCAACUCUCUCCGGCCGGCGUUGCAGUACUGCAAACACCCUCCCGUCACCUCGGCCCAACUCUCGCACAGCAUACAUGUUCUCAGUGGCCGGUCUUUAAAAUAGACGACGUCAAAGUUCGCCAUGGCCUUUACAACUUACUCGCGGUCUGUGGCACUGGUCUUUACCUGCUGAAGCCAGUUGCCGUCGUUCUGUUCGCCAAGUGGGUGCCAGCAGCGCUCUGCCCCAACGAGAAUCCAAGUUCCCAGAUCAGUGGAAAUUCAUCUACAGGCUGGCGAGCCUUUAGUGAUUUACUCGCCCGCCCGACGAUUCCACAGCUCCUUCGAGAACUGUACACCGCGCCUGGACUGUACCUUAAGCAUCUCGUGUACAUACCAAAGAGCAGCACUACAGGCGGUGGUUCUGAAAAGACUAGCGGAUCCGGGGGCGUGGCCUCUGGAACUGACCAAAGUCGAAGAAGGAAGAGAGCUACCAAGUCAAGCGGGAGCACUGCUUCUAGCACCACGAGCCGCGGGCGUGGUGAAAAACGCCCGCGUGUCGCAGUCGCCCCCAAAGCCAAAGCAGUCAGGAAGGGCAGGCUUUUCGCGUGCCACUUUUACGCGCACGACACUGUCGCCCAUGAGUGCUGCCGUCAUUACAAAUUCGACGAAGUUAGGGACAUCAGGAGACACUUGACAGAAGAAGGCAGAGGCAACCACCGGCAACCCAUUCACUGUGUCAUUUGCUUUUCCUUGUUCACCACAUUCGCAGAACGUAGUGCACAUAUCAGGUCACAAACAUGCCGCCCCGGUGUCUGUGAUUUUGAUGCUUCCGGUCUAAAUGAAGACCAAAUAGCGUCUAUUCGAGGACUGAAGAAGUCUCGCAGUGAUGAUCAGAAGGAAUUUUGGUUCAAGAUCUGGGACAUCAUCUUUCCGGGCGAGCAGAGACCUGCAUCGCCCUACUCUGAAGACGUCGACGAGCUUGCGACAAGACGACGAGUGGCUCCCAGAAUGGUUGUUGGCGUGCAGCAGCUUGGGCUACAGCUUGGGUGGAGUGACCACGACGUCCAAGCAGUCAUUCGCGUGUUGGACAGCAGCUGGGGUCAAGGCCCGGGAGUACCGCCAUCGACAGUUGAGCAACACAAUUCCUCUCAAGCUGCCAACGGCACCCGGGGGCCACCAUCUUCACCUAUCCAGAACCAGGUGUUUUCCGGUUCCGCUCCGACGGCGGCUUCUCUUAUGUCUCCUCCAAACUCAUUGGGUCCGACAAACAUAACCUACAUCGGUGGAUCGCAGCCCCGCUCAACGUUGGAUUCCUUUCAGAGCCCGUAUCAACCAUUCAAUGCUCCAAGGGACUCUCAUCAGGCUCGGGCAGCACACAUAUCAUACAAUUUAGCGUUAAUGGAUCACCAUAGCUCCGCUGCUCAGCAGCACUGGACAGCGCACCAAACCAAUAGGUCUGGCUUCAGAACAAAUCCCAUGCUCAACACCACCUCCCCCCAAGUGCACUACGCAGCCAUGAGGCAAACUCAAUCGCGAUUCAAUACUACAGAACCUGGGGUCAACGUCUUUCCGCAAGGAUUGAACCAGCCACAACCAGCGAACAACCCGGUAAUUACCGACAACUGGGCGCGUCUGCUCGACGGACAUACCAUCGCGUCCGACAACGAAGGUUACCAGUCACCCAGCAACCUCCUCCCGCCAGAACACUGCGAAUGCCGGCGCGAACCGGGAAGGUCUCCGAGGCCGUGCUUCUUACACUGUUAA